Drosophila busckii is the source of this 615-nucleotide messenger RNA. RefSeq names its product myotrophin. The record is from RefSeq and is a predicted model, not a curated record. The transcript has a single exon. Gene Ontology annotation, molecular function: protein binding. Lineage: Eukaryota; Metazoa; Arthropoda; Insecta; Diptera; Drosophilidae. The coding region runs from base 54 to 419 and encodes 121 amino acids. Gene Ontology annotation, cellular component: cytoplasm; nucleus. Gene Ontology annotation, biological process: regulation of barbed-end actin filament capping.
AAUUGAAACCCUUGAGUUGUCAACCCGAAUUGCUGCUCCAAACUCGCUUAAAAAUGAACGAGAGCAACGAAAACCUCAUUUGGACCAUCAAGAACGGUGAAUUCGAAGCGGUCCAAGCGCAAUUCCUCAACAGCAAUCGCAACGUCAACGAUUGCAUCGGUGGACGUGCCCCGCUGCAUUAUGCCGCCGACUUUGGACAGCUGAAGGUGCUCAAAUUUCUGGUCAAGAUCGGUGCGAAUGUCAACAGCCUGGACAAGUACAGUGUGACGCCGCUAUUGGCCGCCAUCUGGGAGGGCCAUGUCGAGUGUGUGGAGUUCUUGCUGCAAAAGGGCGCCGACAAAUCCGGCACCACGCCCGAUGGACGCUCCUACCUUGAAGCUGCCGAGAAGCAGGAGAUCAAGCAACUGUUGAGUCAAUAAGUUUAAUGUUAGCCCGAAAUAAAAUUGAAUACAACGCUUGCCAAAAGUUCAGCCAAAGCGCAUGCAGCCCUGACUGACUAACUGUCUCUACGUCUGACUGCCUGUCAGUUAAUUUCAAUUUUGUACAUGAUACGCCCCCCGCAGCUCAAACAAAAUAAAAAAGGAUAACUCGUGUGACAAAAAACAAUUAAAUGAC